AUAUCCCUGUGAGAAGGGUUAGGCUGAGGCUCGCAUUCCUGCCAGUGAGAGCGGCGAGCCCGGCGCAGAGGAUGAGGGGGAGCGGGCGCUGAGAGUCGGGGUGCGGGGAGGGAACCCCGGGGAGUUCGGGGGACACAAGGAAGCGGCUCCUCCCAGACAUGGCCCUCCAUAAUAUGGACGAGGAGGAAUUUCACAGGCUGGUCAUGCAGUCCGGAUCCGACUGGCUGCGGACUGAGAUUAAGAGGCUCUUCCAGGAGCUGAGCGAGACCACCCGGGAGAAGAUCCAGGCGGCCGAGUACGGGCUGGUGGUGCUGGACGAGAAGCAGCAACUCAAGCAGCAAUACGAUGAGCUGGAGCUGGAGUAUGAGACCGUCCGGGGGGAGCUGGAGCAGGUCAAGGAGGCAUUUGGGCAAGUCCAUAGUAACCAUAAGAAGGUGGCAGCGGAUGGGGAGAGUCGAGAGGAAACGCUGAUACAGGAAUCUGCAACCAAGGAAGAAUAUUACAUGAAGAAGGUCCUGGAACUGCAGACGGAGCUGAAACAAUCCCGAAAUGUUGUUGCCAAUACGCUGUCUGAAAACGAGCGCCUCAAUUCACUGGCUCAAGAGCUGAAGGAGCUGAAUCAGAAUGUGGAAGUGCAGCGGGGUCGCCUUCGCGAUGACAUCAAGGAGUACAAGUUCCGUGAAGCGCGCUUGCUCCAGGAUUACACCGAGCUGGAGGAGGAGAAUAUAUCCCUGCAGAAGCAAGUCUCUGUUCUCAAGCAAAACCAAGUGGAAUUUGAAGGUCUUAAACAUGAGAUCAAAAGAUUGGAGGAGGAGACCGAAUUCUUGAACAGCCAACUGGAAGAUGCCAUCCGGUUAAAAGAGAUAUCGGAGAGACAGUUGGAGGAAUCUCUAGAGACUUUGAAGACAGAGCGUGAACAGAAGAACAACCUGCGGAAGGAGCUGUCCCAUUACAUGAACAUCAAUGACUCCAUGUACAGCAACCAUCUGAGCUUCUCCCUGGAUGGACUCAAGUUCAGCGAUGAGAUUACAGAGCCGAACAAUGAUGAUUCCAUGAAUGGUUUUGAGCAUAAUGGGAUCAUCAAAAUGAAUGCUGACAACAAGAUGUCCACCCCCAAAAAGAAUGACCCGUCUCCAAGCCUGGUUUCUGAUCUGCUAAGUGAGCUAAACAUCUCUGAAAUCCAGAAAUUAAAGCAGCAGCUGAUGCAGGUCGAAAGAGAGAAGGUUGGUCUUUUGUCGACUCUUCAGGAGUCUCAGAAACAGUUAGAGAACACCAAAGGAGCCCUGUCUGAGCAAAGUGACAAAGUUAGCAGGCUUACUGAAAACCUAAAUGCCAUGAAGAAGCUCCAUGCCACCAAGGAGCGUCAGUCUGCCCUGGACAAUGAGAAAGACAGGGACAGCCAUGAAGACGGGGACUACUAUGAGGUUGACAUUAAUGGCCCUGAGAUUCUGGAAUGCAAAUACAAACUUGCUAUGGCAGAAAUCCAUGACCUCAAGGAGGAACUGAAGACUGUAAAGUCCAAGUACGAAGAAUGUGAGCUUAAGUACGAAGAGGAUAAGAACAGGUUUGAAAGUGAAACUCAGUCUAUGGCAGAAAAGAUCUCCUAUCUAGAAAUGACCACACGGCAAGAUCGAGACCAAGUUGUCAGACUGGAGAAAGAACUCAAGAAAGUGAGUGACGUGGCAGGAGAAUCGCAAGGAAGUCUCACAGUGGCACAGGAUGAGCUUGUCACAUUUAGUGAAGAAUUGGCCAACUUGUACCACCAUGUCUGUAUGUGCAACAACGUGACACCCAACAGGGUCAUGCUGGAUUACUACAAGGAGGGAAAAGGUGGCAGAACCAGUCCUGAGGGUAAAGGGCGCAGGUCACCAAUAUUGCUUUCCAAGGGUCUAUUGACCACAGAAAAUGGCCAAAGCGAGUGCGGAUCUCCAGUAUCUCCAGUUCCAUCGCCUGUUUCCGACCACAGAAAGGAACCCAUGAACAUUUACAACCUCAUAGCCAUAAUCCGUGAUCAGAUCAAACAUUUACAAGCUGCAGUGGACAGGAGCACAGAGUUGUCUCGGCAGCAGGUGGCCAGCCAGGAGCUUGGACCAGCGGUGGACAAAGACAAAGAAGCCCUCAUGCAUGACAUCUUGAAGCUGAAGUCUUUGCUCAGCACAAAGAGAGAGCAAAUUGCUACCCUGCGCACCGUAUUGAAAGCCAACAAACAAACCGCAGAAGUCGCUCUUGCCAACUUGAAAAGCAAAUACGAGAACGAAAAAGCUAUGGUGACCGAAACCAUGAUGAAACUCCGCAACGAGUUGAAGGCCCUCAAGGAGGACGCUGCUACAUUCUCCUCUCUCCGAGCCAUGUUUGCCACAAGAUGCGAUGAGUACGUCACACAACUUGAUGAAAUGCAGAGGCAACUGGCAGCGGCAGAAGACGAGAAGAAGACUUUGAACUCACUGCUUCGUAUGGCCAUCCAGCAGAAGCUGGCAUUGACUCAGCGCUUGGAGCACCUGGAGCUUGACCGCGAGCAGAUCAAGCGCGUGAGCACUAAAUCUACGUCCAAAAACAAAACCAGUAACCCCAGUGUAAGUCACGUCCGCUCUUGCGCGGACAAGUCUGAGGGGUCCGUCCUUAACAACCAAGUGUUUUGCAGUGAAAAGUAUAAGAUCUGUUGUGACUAGGAGGCAUGACUUUUGUAUUUUCCCCUGCUUGGAUAGUCCGCAUGAAGUCGCUACAGUACUGCAGCCACUUAACACGUGUUGGUUCGUUGUUGGCCUGUGUAUGCAAAUGGCAUUAUUAAGCUGAGCUUGAUUAUAACUAACACUUGUAUGGGGCUCUUGCAGCAAGUUAACAUGGGAAGGAGUCAGAGGAACACUUCCGAGGUUAACCUGUGAGGCAUGUGUUUGCUUUGUGGGAACGUAUACUAAACUGAAGCCAUAAUCACUGCUCCGGUAAGAGCGAGCGCCUGUAUAUCCACCUAUAAUCUAGAAAACUGAAAUUGGAAAGUUGGGAUCUAGGGAAAAAUUGAAUUAUGAUGGAUUCAUGACACAGGUGGGCUUUAAAUUAAUAAAUGGAAUUCAGAUUUGGCAUCUAAAAGCACAGGGACUCGUGUAUCAAUGUCUGAAAGAAGACCCGCCGCAGCUACCCAAAAGGGGCAGCGACUUCGUUCAGCCAAUCAUAUGCACUAGGCCCACUGUAUGUGCAAACCGAUAUCUGUAGUAUUGGGAGUACCAGUGAUUUACAGCUUCAGUGAAGUGUCAGUUCUCUGAUCUUUGGCUUUACCAGGUCUGUAACGGCUGGUAGCCUGUUGUAUCGCAUGCGUCGAUCUUUGUAUCUUGCAUAGCACAAAUAAUAGGCCUCUGCUUAAGGUGAUAGCAAUGUUCAUGUAUAUUUAGAAGUCCAGAAUAGCUGUUAAGUAUAAAGGCCUUGUAAAGGAUUUUGGGAUAUUUGAUAUGAAAUAGGAGAUCUUUCAGUUUUUUUCAUCGCUUGCAAUCGCUUUACAUUCAGCUUCGUUCUCUCACAAGCAAAUGGUAUUGGCCACAUUACAAGCUAUGCUAUUCAACAUUCAAUAACCCUGUCACACAGACUGAAUAGGGUUCAGGUUUAAGCAGUUCAAAAUGACAACAGCCAAUCAGAAUUGACCAUUUUACUGAUCUGAAACCUGCUUGAUAUGGGGUUACUGCCCAUUGGAUGCCAUCAUGGCUCCCUGCACCGUCUGUCCGAAUCCAGAUUAUGGUUAACUUUGAAAAUAUUCCUAACACAAGUAUUAAGAAACUGUCACUAUCAAAAUAUUAACCUGGGCUUCAGAAAUACUUGAUUCUACUCCUGGAAGUGGAGAAGAGACCAAAAACCUGAAUAUUGCUGUAGAAAUGGACACCUUGGUGGUAUCAUCGGCAUCUGGAAGUGUCCAACCUUUUUCUACAUGGCAAGCUAAUAUUAAGCAUUCAUGGCAAAGUUCAAAAGCCAGUUACUUCUGCAUAUUACUAUUAAUAUUAUUAUAUUCUAUAUUAUCAUAGAAUACAGUUGAGUUUGUUUUAAUAAACAGGCUUUACAUAUGCAAGCACACAGUGUAACAGGGCUCUACAGUAGAGAAAUGCUGCCCCCUAGGGGUCAUCACAUAAAUUGACAUUUGUGAUGUGCGAAUUGGAACUGUACAUUUGUCAAACUUCAGUUCUAUUAAAGCAAAAGAAAAAAAAGUAUUUUGUUUUAGAAAUUGUGCCAGUACAAAAGGAAGGCUAAUAUUAGCUGAUGGGAGGUAUUAAAGGCACAAUGAGGUGUCAAAAAAAAUAAUAAUAAUUAAAGUGCCUGCUUCAAAUACUAUUGUAUAGCCCUGUUCAUCCUGUAAUUUUCAUAGUCAUUUUGUACAGGGAAGGUCAUGUAAAAAUGGCUUCUGCUCCUCCUCUUUGUGUCUAUAACACUUUGUCUGCCUGCUGUUUUCUAUAUCCAGUGACCCUGGCAAUGCUUCAUUCCCUAUCACUGCCAUUCCUUAUAGAUAAUCAGCACCCUGCUUCCUGUGUCCAGGACCUCUGCCACUAAGUAGUCAGGACAAGCCCUCAUUGUUACUGGAAGGUAAUUGUGAGCUCGCGGCCUGCUGUCUGAGUGGAAGACGUGCAUGCUAACAGGAUUGCAGUUUUGCCCACUAACGUCACUCGGCUUCUGAAACGCGUGUGGGGCAAGUCACAGAGCACUUUGCAAACAUGUAUAUUGUUUUUUUUUAUUUUUAUACCAUUCAAUGCAGCAACGCUAAAUCUGCAAUUUUUUGUUUUAGCCAGCAAGUUCACAAAAGAAAAACUCAAUUUUGGGGGGAAAAAAAUCUGUAAAAUUUAAUUUGCACAAUAGGGCUUAAAAACACAUUUCUGAGAGUUUUUUUAUUUUUCACAGUUUUUUUUUUUUUUUAUAGUAACACUUGAGGGCUUUUUUUUUUAUACUAAGAGCUUUCCUUUUUUAAAUAUGGUUGCAUUCUGCAAACAUAAUAUAUUCAGCACAAGCAGAUCUGCUCUUCUUUUUUUUUUUUGGUGAUGGUUAAGUACAAUGCAGAUUCUAGGUCCUAAGGGUUUUAAUAUGUUUCUGUUGUAAUUGGAUGCCUACGGCACUUCAGAGCGAGAGAUGAUAUCAAGUACCAUAUUUACAAGGAAAUAAAUCUGUCUUUUUUUUUUUUUUUUUUUUUUAUAUUUGCAUUCCGAGUUGUUCUUUACAAAGAAAGGAACUGGUAGUCUCUUAAUUUUUACCUAAGCAAAACCAUGCAAAGUCCUGAUUAUUUUUUAAAAAAAUCCACUUUUUUUAACUAAGGUUUUUGUUUUUUAUUAGGGGUAAAUCUCAUUGUAAUGAGCUUUUCUUAACCAGUAGACAUACUAAUAUUGAUCUAAUUAUUCCAGCACUGUGAAAACAAAUCCUCUUUUAACAAUUAUGGAUUUCUUGUAUUUUUUAAUAUAGAAAUGUUUUUGUUUUUUAAUAAUUAUUUUAAUGAAUAACUUGGACAAGGCAUCCUUUCUAUCCUGUUCUCCCCGCGUGGAUUAAAGCUUUUACACUUGUAAAGCUUCGCUGCCUGUUGCAGUUAAUUUCUUCUGUGGGCACCUUAUGCCCAUGCUGGCAAUCACCCUGCAUGACCACUGCAUGGAGAUCUAUAGCUUCCCUUUUACGACGCUUACAGUUUAGCUUAAAAUGCCAUAGUAGAUGACUUUUUAUAUAAAUGAAAGAAGUCUGCUACCUACAGGUAACCCACCAUUUGAGAGCUUUUCCUCUAAGCCUGACAACUAACAAGCGCCCGGUCUUGGCUCUUUUCAGACUAACGCACUCCGCACAGCUCCUUUCAUUGAGUCACCAUUUUAUAAUGCUACGUAUCUAACAUUUAUUUUAUGUUUUUCCAGUUGUAGAUUAGAUCCCUGGAGAAGAACGUGCGGACCGAUGCAUUGGAAUGCAUGUAAUUCCAGUCCAACCUUACUCUUGACAGUUAGAGCCAAUGGCACAAAAAAUAAAAAGACAAGAAACUACUGCACUCUCCUUUUAUAAUAAGUUUUACAGUAAGCUGUCCUUCCCAUUAUUUAACUUUUUAUUUUUCUUGGUAUUCUCUCAGUAAAUUAAAAGCUUUACCAUGAAGUGCUGCUGGGGAAAAAAAAAAAGCUCAAGUGCUGAACAAACACUACGAUCCGCUCUCUCUGUGCUCGUAUCAGUCACGUGGGAUUUUUUCCUUUUUAAUUGUUAUUUUACAUCAGAUUAUUAAACCUGUGCACUUUUUAUACUUUAAUAAUUUUUGUUUCUUUAUAUUUGACAUAGUUCUAUAACAGAACAUGUCGUUGUUCCAGUAAUAGCUGCGACAUGUAUUUUUUUUUUUUUUUUUUUUUGGGUAGUAUUAACACUUGUGCUUGUUGAUUUCCAUAUCAGCAUGGUGCAGGUAAUUUAACUUUUUAUUUUUGGUGUUUUUUUUGUUUUUUUGUUUUAAACACUCCUUGUUGUUAAUAUAUAUAAAUAUAAUUAUAUAUGUUCUGUCUUAUUAGCUUUUUCACUAUUAUUUUGUUUGUGUCAUAAUUACUGGUUUUAACUGCCAUGUUCAUUACAAAAAAAAAGAAAUCCAGGGUCUGAAAAUUCUGGGAUUUUCAUACUAUAUUAUUAUUCUUAGGAAUAGCUUAAUGUAACAAGGAAAAAACUUGACUUCUUUGGUUAAAACAGUAAUAGGCACUUGAAAAGAAAAAAAAAGUUUAAUAAGUAGUAUUACCUAAAAUGUCAGAUUAUCCUGGUUUUUAGGACAUUCAAGAAUUGCUGAUGAACAGAAUUUUCUACAACUGUACCGAUUUUUAAAUUCCAAAUUGGAAUUGUUUGUUUUUUGCUUUCUUUAUUAUAGUGCCAAAUUAUGGUACACCUAGAAAGUUUAAAUUCUCAACUCGAAUUACCAAGUGUUUGUAAGCCUUUGUUAUGGAUACCAGUAGUGCCUUUUAUAUUACAGAAGAGGGAAUCUUAGACUAGCUUUGACAGGGCAAAGAUUUAAAAAAAAAAAAAUGGUUCUGAAAUCUAUUGAAAGCAUACAGAGCAAUAAGUGCAAAUGAAACCUUUAAAAAUAAAACGCCAUCUUGCAUAUUUUUAGGAAAUUCAAGUACUCUAUAAUUACGGGAAAAUUAAAAAUUGUAAAAAAUUCCGUUGGUCAGUGAUUCUUUUUUUUCAGCGCCGAUCCUUGCUAAUGCAGGGAUUAAGAAAAAUAAAGGUUGAAAACCAAAACUAAUAGCUUUGAUUUUUGUUUAAUUAUGAUUAACGCAAGAUGUAUUACUUAUACAUUUGUGGUGGCUGUCCACCAAAUGGUGGGGUAUGCGGACUCUGUCUUCUUUCCACAGUGGUGGAUGCGGCCUUGAUAUUCUUUGGCUGUCAAAUGUGAUGAACAACACAUUGAUCUUUGCUCUUUGCAUGUCCUAUGUAAGCUCUGUUGUUUGCAGGAAACAGAAACUGAUCGCGCAUCAACAAGCCCUGCCUGGAGCAUAGGCAGCAGUUUGUUGAGGCCAAAGCAAUUGUUUUAAAUUGGUACUCGCUACAAGAAUGUCAUUUUUGUAAGAUGACGGCUCUAGUAACGUGAAAUUCUAAUUGCAUAAUAAGGGGGAAAAAAAAGAUUUCUGUUUGCUGGAAAAACAGUAUAAAUUCUAGUUGUUGGGAUUUUAUAUUCUCAUCUUUUACAGUAUUGAUCCUUUUAAAAUAUUGUUACGGCAAAUAAUUUCAUCUGUAAGUGGGUAUUUAUUUGAACUGAUUUCAUAAAGUACUGUAUUAUUAUUAUUAUUGUUAUUAUUAUGUUUAUGUGCAUUACGUUUUAGUGCAAAGUGUUCUUCAGUUACAUGUUAUAUGCACGUACUCUUGCCAAGUAACCUUUACACAGAUCAGACAGCAGAAGUGGUCGCCAUCCACAAGAUUGGUGCUUCUUAUAACGGUUUGUCUAGUGAAUGAAAAGUGUUAAAGAUAUUAAUACAAGGCUGUGUGUAGCAAGUUGCCUGUGUAAGGGUAGUCACAUGUAUCAAUAAAGGUGAUAAAGGAA
Molecule: messenger RNA, 7996 nt
Organism: Rana temporaria (common frog)
Lineage: Eukaryota; Metazoa; Chordata; Amphibia; Anura; Ranidae
Gene: BICD2
Product: BICD cargo adaptor 2
Exons: 7
Coding region: 159-2669 (836 amino acids)
Biological process (GO): regulation of microtubule cytoskeleton organization; microtubule anchoring at microtubule organizing center; protein localization to organelle
Cellular component (GO): cytosol; Golgi apparatus
Molecular function (GO): dynein complex binding; dynactin binding; cytoskeletal adaptor activity
Source: RefSeq, a predicted model, not a curated record